Messenger RNA from Anarrhichthys ocellatus (wolf-eel), 2480 nucleotides. RefSeq names its product SH3KBP1-binding protein 1-like. The annotation marks the transcript as partial. Lineage: Eukaryota; Metazoa; Chordata; Actinopteri; Perciformes; Anarhichadidae. The record is from RefSeq and is a predicted model, not a curated record. The transcript has 5 exons.
AGACGCCUGGUCUCUGGUCCGACUCCUAGAGACGCCUGGUCUCGGGUACGACUCCUAGAGACGUCUGGUCUCGGGUACGACACACUCGUCCAGACAAGUGUCUCUGAAGUUGUCCUCGUCUGUCUUCCGUCAGUUUGUGCCGACAACAACCACGUGCGGACGUGGACGGUGACUCGGUUCAGAGGGAUGAUCUCCACCCAGCCGGGGUCCACGCCGCUCACUUCCUUCAAGAUCCUCAGCCUGGACGACGUGGACGGACACGGAGGCUGCAGCGCCGGCACAGAGAUAGGUCCGUACGGAGAGAGAGACGACCAGCAGGUGUUCAUCCAGAGAGUCGUACCGGACACGGAUAAGCUCUACGUGAGGCUGUCGUCCAACGGGAAGAGGGUGUGCGAGGUGCGCUCGGUGGACACCACCUCCAUCACGGCCUUCAUGGUCCACGAGUGCGAGGGUUCGAGUCGCAUCGGCUCUCGGCCUCGUCGCUACCUCUUCAGUGGCCACGGCAACGGCAGCAUCCAGAUGUGGGACCUGACGACCGCCAUGGAGAUCGCCGGCAAGGUCGACGUCAGAGCGCUGGGCGGGCCAACGGAGGAGGAGCUGCUGGAGCUGCUGGACCAGUGCGACCUGGCUCUGACCAGAACACCUGACAGCACACCGAGAGCCUCCACCUGCAGUCUUCACUCUCAGCUCACGGACGUCUUCAGGAUGGAACGCCUCCACUCUGCAGCUGGAGCACGAGGAGGCGGAGCUUCGGGUUCGUCGGCCUCGUUGUGCGGCAGCCUCCCCCGGCAGGCUCCGCCCCCCGCUCCCCUCACCAAACCUCCUGUCCGGGACUCCGCCCUCAGCGGGCCGCAGACCCUCAACAUCCCCGCCUACGCCCACAACUCCGCCUCCGGCCACAACAACCAGACCGCCAGCCCCUGUCCCCCCAGACACCUGGACCGGGACAAAGAGUGGGGGUCUGUGCGCAGGGGGAGCUUCGUGGAGCGCUGCCAGGAGCUCGCUAAGGGUUCAGAGGCGGCGGGCUCUGGGUUCGGGGUCCCGGUGGGUUCGGAGGGCAGCAGGCGGAGCUUAGCGGUGUGCACCGAGCUAGAGGCCAGGUUUGGCCUCAGGACCCCCACCACCUUCUCCGUGUCACCCGGUGCACGCCACUCCCCGGGAACACCUUCGUCCAUGUCGUCGCCGUCGUCGCCUCUGACCUCAUCUCUGUCGCACCGCAGGACCACGCCUACUCCCCCAACAAGCCCCGCCCCCGCAGCCGUGAGCCCGUCGCGGUCCAGUAUGCCUGCCUCACCUCGCCGCGGCACCGCGACGUCUCCUGACGACAACCCGGCUUCCCCCGAGAGCCCGGUGAGUCCGGACAGCCCCGCCACCGGACUGCCCACCAGCCCCAAACCACACAUGAACGAGACCAGCUUCUGAUUGGCUCUUCAGACCGAGACUCUGCUUCUGAUUGGCUCUUCAGACUGAGACUCUGCUUCUGAUUGGCUCUUCAGACUGAGACUCUGCUUCUGAUUGGCUCUUCAGACUGAGACUCUGCAGACAGACUCUCCACUGUUUUAUUAAAGCUGCAUUGAUUAAUAUUCUCAGUCAAUAAAUCGAAUGACUCGGUGAUGUCAAAGGGCUCUGUUGUAGUUCUAACAGCAUAUGUUAGUUGUAGUUCUAACAGCAUAUGUUAGCUGUAGCCAGCUAAGCUAAUGCUAACACUGAAAAUGAGGCUAACUGGUCCCAGUUGUACUGGAAGUUACAUCGUAGAUGUACUCAGUGAACACAAAAGUCAUUUAAAUGAUGAUGCUAUAUUUAUACUUUAAUGUUUGUGUUUUCAAACGUUUCACUUUAUUUUACGAGAGAAACGUAAUUUGAAGAUGAGGAAUAAAAACCGUUAAUAACAACGUUAUCUAUAAUUAAGUUUGCAAUUCUAUAGAACUCAAGUACAUUUACUCAAGUACUGUUCCUGAGUACAAUUUCCAGGUACUUGUACUUUACUGUCAUUUUCUGCUACUUUCCACUUCUCAACAGCUCAGAAGUACAUAUUGUACUUUUUACAGUUUGUUACUUUACAGAUUCAGAUUAUUAAUCAACUAAUGAUUGAUGUACUAUUACAGAUUAAACUACCAGCAGUAUAUAAAUGAAUAUGAUAAUAUAAUAUAUAUUAUUCUGCAGAAGUAGUAGCUAUUGAUGCUAAUAGUUAUACUUGUAACAGAGUAUUUCUACACUGUGGUAUUAGUACUUUAACUGAAGUAAAAGAUCAGAGUACUUCCUCCACGGCAGCGAGUCACAGCUGAUAGAUACAUCUGGUGGAGAAGCUUUGAUGACUGUGUGACGUGGAGGAGACCAAACCGGAGCUGAAGGAGGAGCGCUUCAGUGAAGCUUUUGUUAACUUUAUCUUUGUUUCUCUAGCUUUUUGAACCAACAGGAACGUUUUCUAACCUUUUGUAUCUUCAGUCUGAACAAUCUUUUAUAAAAAAAACACAAAAGUU